Molecule: messenger RNA, 948 nt
Organism: Arctia plantaginis
Lineage: Eukaryota; Metazoa; Arthropoda; Insecta; Lepidoptera; Erebidae
Source: the annotation of a GenBank genome assembly
AUGACACAUUGCUUUCCAAACACCAACUGCCAUAUCGUAAAAAAGAAAUUCAGAUGUGUUACACAUUGUAUCUUCGAUUUAGACGGAACAAUACUUAAUUCAGAGAAAAUGUAUCACGACGUAGUAGGACAAAUUUGUAAAAAGUAUGGCAAGAUUUAUACAAAAGAAAUUCAAAAUCGGAUGAUAGGUGGCACAGAUAGACAUAUAUGCGAGUACGUAGUUAAGGAGUUGAAAAUAGACGUGUCCGUCGACGAAUUCGAGUCGGAGUUGCUCCGGUUAUCGGAGAAGUUGCUACCGAAAGCGCCGUUGCAAAAAGGUGUAAAACGUCUACUUUUCCACCUAAGGGACAACAAAAUUCCAGUUGCCCUGGCCACGAACUCAACCGCAUCACAAGUGAGGCAGCAUGCGAUCGCAAAACCGCAAAUAUUUAAAAUUUUUAACCAUGUGGUAACUGCCACCGACCCCGGAGUCUACCGUGGCAAACCCUAUCCCGAUUUAUUUUUAGCUGCAGCUCAUAAAUUUCCCAAAAACCCUCAUCCUUGUGAGUGCCUUGUAUUCGAGGAUUCACUGGUUGGUCUCCAAGCAGGUCUAUCCGCUGGGAUGCAGGUUAUCUUAACUCCGCAUGCUAAUAUUGAUACCACGGCAGCCGAGCAAGCUACAAUGGUACUAGAUAAUCUUUUGGACUUCGAACCUCAGCUCUUUGGACUCCCGCCGUUUAAUGAUGGCAAGCCAAAAAUACCCCAAUGUCCACCACCGCAAGGGUUUAAACCACCGCCGUCGGCCUUUGACCCAUGCGCUCAAUACAGGCAGAGCAAGUGUUGCGAACUGACCACAACCAAAUGCCAGAAGCAAAGUGGAUGUGACUGGAGCAGUAUUAUUGAAAAUCCGGUGGUGUUGACAACAGUACUGAUAGGUGUAACAUCUGCUAUUAUUUACAGGUUAUGGUAG